This is a messenger RNA of Mauremys reevesii (Reeves's turtle), 4931 nucleotides long. RefSeq lists its product as uncharacterized. The coding region runs from base 2301 to 3545 and encodes 414 amino acids. Lineage: Eukaryota; Metazoa; Chordata; Testudines; Geoemydidae. The transcript has 14 exons. The record is from RefSeq and is a predicted model, not a curated record. Gene Ontology annotation, molecular function: calcium ion binding.
GACAUCCUCUGGCAAAGAGUUCCACAGCUCGACUGUGCGUUGUGUGAAGAAAUACUUCCUUUUGUUUGUUUUAAACCUGAUGUCUAUUACAGCAAAAUAUUUUCAGCAUGAUCAUCCUGACAUCAUCAAAGAAGCCAUGAUUUUAAAAUCUUGAUUCCCACUCUUGUUUCAAUAAUGAUAAUCUCAGUUUAUUAGUAUGAUGCCAUAGAAACAAAGCAUAACUAUGUUCAGAUAUUCAUUAAUCUUCCAGUUACUGUUCACCCGGAAGCAGAUCAAAUACUACUGGAGUCAAGCGUAAGGCUGCCACAGACUUUACUGGACUUUGAAUCAGUUUCUCUGUGUCUUAUUCAAAGCCCAUUAAAGUAAAUAGACUUUAUUGACUUCAGUUCACUUUUGAUCAGGCCCACUAUGAUGACAUUUUAGGCAAUAUUCUGCCCUCUUACACCCAGAUGUGGACUUUUCUUCAAAAAUACAUCACUAAAAAAAACCCAGCUCAAAUGUUUUACAAAAUCUCUAGAUCUUUUAGGUGAGAAUUUCCAUGUGGAUCUCAAUUAAAUAUUUUUUGUGUCAUGUAAAUAGGAUUUAUUCAUCAUUGUUAAAACAUAUAUUCCAAAAUGAAUAUACAAUUAAAGACAGUUUCUGAGGGGUGGUUCCUGUUAUAGCCAUGGGGUUGAAUUUUGGUUUACAGAAUUAGGUAAAUGUAUGGAUUUGCCUUAGGACAGAAUUAUUGGCUAUAUGACCAUCAUUUCUGCAAUCCAGUACUAAAGUGAAGGAAGGAUGGGUAAUUUGCAGGCUCAAGGACUAAUUUGAAUGCUAUGUUCAUGUUCACCUUCUGGUUGGCUCUCAACAUUUCAAGCAGACAUAGCUAUAAUCUUGUUUUCAAACACUGGUGCUACUGUUUUUGAUUGCAUGUGAUGUAAGAAUGUGAGGUACAGCCACAUUACUUAAUAAUUACUCCAAAAUGUAUUGCAACAUUCUGAAAUUCUUUCUCUGGCAGUAAAAUUCAGAGUGGGAAAGAAAUAUCUAAUUCUAUGCUUCUCUGAAUGGAAAUACAUGCCAGAAUGCUUCAGAUGUGUGGGAUUUGCAUUUAUUUCCAGCUAACUUGGAGAACAUAUUUUUAGUAUCUGUGGUGGUCAAGUUGGGGAAUACAAAAAAGGCCAUGAAAUAAUGGCAUCUGGGUCCUGUAAACGAUAAAUCUCUUGAGUACCUCUAUGAAAUGAUAUAACAUAUUUCAAGUGACCUUUUUCAUACAGAUGACUCUUGUUGAGAUCAAACCAUCUUGAUGGAACAUUGCAUUUUUUUUUAAUUUUAAACUCAAACUGGAUUGUUCUAUUUUCCUCAUUAGAAAAUGCCUUUUUUACCGUGCACAAAGGAAGUGAGACCUUUUAUUCAAAUGUGUGAAAAGUCCCCAAAGGGGAAAAAUUUGUAAUUGUACUUGACUAAACAAAGUUCAAACAGUAAACAGCUAUUCUGUCAUUUAAAAAUACAGUGGGCCAAAUUCUCCUCUCUUGCAUAGGUAAGACUUCAUAGUAGUCAAUGGUAAAACUCCAAUUGACUUUAGUGGGCUUUGGAUCAGGCCCCAUGCCAUGAGAAUGCAGCAAAUAGUUCUGCUUCUGCAAAGAUGCAUCCCAAGGCUAACGUGGGGAGCAGAAAAUUGAGCAUAUAAAAUAAUUCAAUGUUUCUUCAGAGGCAGAGGUUUGAAAACGUGUUUAAUGACUGAAGAACAGGCUUUUCUUAGCUUUUAAAUGGAGUGGAUCAAAUCAAGCACAGUCUCACAUCCUGCGCAACACCUCUGGAGUCAUCAGAUUUGUACAGAUCAACGGGAGACAAUGGGUUUGCACAGGGGGUACAUCAAAGCAGGAUUUGGCCCAUCUACUUAAAUGAAGUUGCAUUAGUUUAACUGAGAGGGAUAUUUGGCCUGAUGAGGCUAAGGUAACAUGAGAUUGUAAAUACACUUUAUAAUAUAAUAACGUUGGGCUGACUGGACACCAAGUCAGGGGCAGCACAUCUUUGCACUGCCCCAGCUGCGGAACUGGGAGAGAACUGACACUAACGUCAUAUCCCCGGCCAUUUUUUCUCUUUCUUCCAAGGUGGAGGUAAGAGGCGCCAGCCCUUCUGCAAUGGCUCAGUGCCGCUGACUGAUGAAUUUGAGGGGCAGAGUCAAGGCUCCAUCCACUCCUUGUCCCUGCCCACCAACCUGCAUGGCAUGGGAGUAACAGCUGGAAGUGCUCCUAGGAAUCCAGGUAGUUUACCAUCCACUCCAGUUUCCCUGUUGGUCUGCCUGCCAGAGUCUUAUAUACAUGAUGACAUCACUCAUAGCUGGAUCUAUACUGUCAACAAGUACAAGGAAAACAUGCUUGAAAAGCAGUAAGGAGUUUCCAGCCCGUUUUCACCCACAGAGACUCUGUCAUGUUUUCUUUAUCGCGCUGCUGCUAACUUCCCAGGUAUUUCUGAGUCUCUUUGUUCUGAAAUUGCAUCAGGAGUUGGAGACAGUAAAGCAGAAGCAAGUUACAACACAGAAGGAUGCUGAGCAGAAGGAUGUGGAAACAAACAGCAGAGGAGAAUCCAAACAAAAAGACUUGAGCCAGAAGGUUGAUGAACUGAAACCAUCACCAUCCACUCCCAAAGCCAAAGACCCCAGAAAUGAUGUUUCCAUUGAGGACACUGUCUCCCUGAGACAAAGAGUUGAUGUGUUAGAAAUGGGUAUGAAAUCCAUAGAGAUGAUUGUUUCCCAAAAACCUGAAGAAAUGAAAUUAAUGUUGGCUCAGCACAACAGUGAAAAUAGCUCUGAGGAAGAAAUUCAGGGGACUUCUUAUCUACUUGCGUGUGUUCAUAAACUGAAUAUGUCUACAGCAAUGGAGGUCCAAGAAAUGAAAGGCAGAAUAAUGCAGCUGCAAAACCACAUGCUUAAUUUCACAGGCCAGUUCCUCAAUAUGGAGGGAAGAGAUGAGUCUCUGAUGCAUUCUCUAAACUCACAGAAUCUUUUUGAGUCUAAGAUGAAUGUCAUGGAAAAACAAUUUAACAAUGCCACUGAGGCUUUGAAUAGCCUUCAAAACCGCCUUGAAGAGGGAUUGGAUUCAGUGUUCCUUCAGAUCUCUCAGCUUAAAGAUGAUUUCUAUUUUAUUGAGAACUUCUUGAACCACACAGAUAUGGGAAGCUCAAAGUCUUAUGUGUCCACAUCUGAAUUCUUAAAGGAAACAGGAGAAGAUACACCUUCAACUUUGUCUCCAUCUUCCCCAAAUUAUGCACCAGUGAAAGACCCAACACACCCAAUUCUUCUGGGUCAUCAGACAGAAGCCAUGGAGCCAGAGACAGUGGAAAAGAAGGACAAAAUAAACAUCGCUUUCAUAAAGAAACUUACAGACCUCCAAGUCUUUUUCUAUGGUGCCGACAAAAAUGCAAAUGGAUACCUGACAUUUACUGAGAUAGAAAACGUCCUGGGAGAAGAUGCACCUCAGAAAGAGGAAUUGGAAGAAUUUGAUGAUGAUAACAAUAAGAUGUACUCCUACCUUGAAUUGAGAAAAGCCCUUGAGCUGACAGAAUAACUGAGAAGACUACUUGUAAGGCUGAGAGAUGCAUGCAAUGUUCUGGAUCUUGAUUUUAUUUUACAGAAAAGAAAAUCACUUGGAGGUUUACUUUUUAAUUGGUCAUUCUUUUGGAACAGCAAAAUAUCAAUUAUAAAAGGAUAAAAUGCACACCAUAUUUACCAUAGUAGCCAUGUGUUGCAGAAUAGCUAGAGGAGACUUCUCACAAUGUUUAACUCACUUUGUAAUUGGCAAACAGAUUACUAAUGGGGACCUCCCCUCCUAAAAUCAGAUAAUUGUACAGUGGAAGGCUGAUGUAACUGGGAUUCAGGAGAUUUCCUUUGCAACUUCCUAUGCAGAGACUGUCCAGUUUGGUCAAUGUACAUAGUCUCUAAGGUGCCACAAGUACUCCUGUUCUUCGUCCAAAGUGUCUGUCAUGACAACUGUGUAAAUUAAGGGGACAUCCAAGAGCAAAUUCAGCCAGAAAGACUUGUCCUCUAGCCACUAAGUGAGAGAGAACAUCAGAUAUAAGAGUAAUGGUAAGCAAAUAGAAUCAGACUGAAGUGACUAAUACAUGUGCCAAACUGAAGUGUCUGCAGAUGAAAACUUGACAAUUGUAGUUCUAGACAUGCCAACAUAGAAGCCAGCUUAUGAACCCACGCUAUUAUUGAGUCCAGCUGAAUUAUGAGAGAAACUCAAGACCUCAGAUUCAUAAUUCUUUGUAGAGAUGAUAAUAUUUUAUUGAUCAGCUUGAAUGACACAUCUCUGCCCCAAGAUAAAUCUGCUUCUGGGAUGAGAAAAGAGAACUUUUUAUUUAUUCUAAACCAAGCUGUGGGCAGACAAGACAAGGCAAGGUUACUCUUUUGUAUCCCUUAUACCAUAGGACCCAGACAACAAUUCUGGAUCAGCUACAAUUCAAAUAUUCCAGCUGAUGGAGCCAAGUAUAUGCAUAAAAUAUGUUUAAAUCUCUCUGUCAACAUAGCAAAAAAUGACCAUUCUACAUGUUACUACUGAUUCAUAGUGAUUCCAUCAAGACAGAUGCUUUGCUUUACAGAGAAGGAUAAAGUGUGUGGGGAAAGGGCCGGUUGUUGUCCUUGAGAAAUAUAGGAUUAAUGGUCAGGGAUCUUCAUUUGGUAACUUUACGUGCUAACAAGAAAAGUAAAUGAGGAUAAUGAUUUUUAAUAUGGCAAAUAGAGUACUAAUUAUGUGAAAGAUUUGUCUGCAUUAUGUAUAGGACCACAUUUUAAAGGAAUGACUUUUUGUGUAUCCUUAAUGCCUGAAUUUCUUUGUGCAUAUUGGACAACCAGGCAGGAACACAGCUGUGUGCAGAAAUCUCCAUUUGCAUAAAUAUUUGUGCAUACAAAUCCUUAUUUGCAUAAAGAUUUAACCUACAAUGACAAUUAAAAU